ACAUCGACAGGACAAACUCCCCAAACAAUGAAAGGUGUUUGAUGGGAGUUCGGCGGACGGACCCGGCGGUCCACACGUCACAGGGACACAUGACGCGGAUGAUCGGGUCGGAACAAAGUGCACACAGGAAGUCGCUUGUGCACAACUUCACUUCUCCGACCGACACCAUGCGGCGCGGCCCCGGACGAGUCCCGCGUGGGUUGCGCGUCUCGCCGCUGGUGUUUUGGUGCGUGGCGCUGUGUGGCGCACCUGCCGCGUCACACCCGCAGUGUUUGGACUUCAAGCCGCCGUUCCGACCGCUGAGGGAGCUCGAGUUCUGCGUCAUGUACAAGGAGUUCGGCUGCUGUGACUACCAGAGGGACCAGGAGCUGAUGGCAAACUACUACCACGUUAUGGGGGGUUCGGAUUAUUCUGGAUACGUCCGAUGUGCUGGGUUCGUCCUGGAGCUGCUGUGCCAGCAAUGCUCUCCAUAUGCAGCUCACCUCUUUGAUGCUGAGGACCCAAACACCCCAGUCAGGACCAUCCCUGGCCUCUGUCCCGACUACUGCUCCGAGUUUUGGAAGAAGUGCAGCUCUACCAUCCCUUUAUUGUCUAACGACACACUCAUAGCAAAACUCAAAGAAGACCAGACACGUCUCUGCCAGUAUCUGAAACUCGAUGAUGAUGACUACUGCUACCCUCACCUCCUGAGCAACCAGAAGCUCACUCAGAAUCUGGGUACGGUUCAGUCAGACUCUGAGGGCUGUCUGCAGCUGUGCCUGGAAGAAGUUGCAAACGGGCUUCGGAACCCGCUUGCAAUGGUGCAUGCCAAUGAUGGCACACAUCGGUUCUUUGUGGCAGAACAGGUAGGCUUGGUGUGGACAUACCUUUCUGAGCGGUCGAAACUGGACAUACCAUUUUUGAACAUUACCAAGACUGUGUUAACGUCAUCAUGGGAAGGUGAUGAGAGAGGCUUUCUGGGACUUACCUUUCACCCAAAGUACAAAUACAAUGGGAAGCUCUAUGUGUACUACUCGGUGGAGGUGGGCUUUGAUGAGAGGAUCCGAAUCAGUGAGUUCCAUGUGUCAGCCAAUGACAUGAAUGUGGUGGAUCAUGCUUCUGAGCGGGUUAUUCUGGAGAUCGAUGAACCAGCAUCCAACCACAAUGGAGGGCAACUUUUGUUUGCAGAUGAUGGCUACUUGUAUGUUUUCACAGGCGAUGGUGGAAUGGCAGGAGAUCCGUUUGGAAAAUAUGGAAAUGCCCAAAACAAGUCAUCUCUGUUGGGUAAAGUUCUUCGCAUUGAUGUGGAUGACAAUGAAAGAGGCCCAUUGUACAGAAUUCCUCCAAAUAACCCCUUCAUACACGAGCGGGGGGCACGCCCUGAGAUUUAUGCUUACGGUGUUCGCAAUAUGUGGAGGUGUUCUGUGGAUCGGGGUGAUCCACAGACCAAAGAGGGCAAAGGACGUAUCUUCUGUGGCGAUGUUGGCCAAAACAAGUUUGAAGAGAUUGACAUCAUUGAGAAAGGUCGAAACUACGGAUGGAGAGCCAAGGAGGGAUUCUCUUGCUACGACAAGAAGCUGUGUGCCAACAGCUCGCUAGACGAUGUACUUCCUAUUUACGCGUACCCUCACAAGAUGGGCAAGUCCGUGACUGGCGGCUAUGUGUACCGAGGCUGUGAAUACCCCAACCUGAACGGCAUGUACAUAUUUGGAGACUUCAUGAGCGGGCGUUUGAUGAGUCUGCGGGAGGACAGAAACACGGGGCGAUGGAAAUACAAUGAGAUAUGUAUGGGGAUGGGCUUGACCUGUGCCUUCCCCGCCCUCAUCAACAACUACCACCAGUACAUCAUCUCCUUUGCAGAGGAUGAAGCAGGCGAGCUUUACUUCAUGUCGACUAGAAUACCGAGUGCCACAUCACCUUCAGGUGUCAUUUAUAAAGUGGUGGACCCCUCCAGACGAGCUUCCCCAAGACAAUGUCACCAUGAUUCUCUUCCUGUCAGAGUGAAAAGUAACCUCAUCAAGUUUGUUCCCGAGGAAACAUUAAUUGGCAUUGAGCCAGCAAAAACAAUCCAGCCUGAGCCACAACCCUCAGAGCCCCUUGACAUUGACCCUCUAGAAGGACCAGAGCUGACCACCCUGUCACCCGCCCCAACCACCACCAAAUCAACAAGACAUUCGAGGCGGAAGGGCAGACGCAAGCAGGGCCAAAGCAGAAGCCCGAGUAGACCCGGGCUCCAGAAUGGAGCAGUGAGGCUGGUUGGGGAUGAACAGGGCCGCAGCGACCGUGGACGGGUGGAGAUUUAUGUUAACAGGGACUGGGGCACCGUGUGUGACGACCUGUGGACCACCAAAGAUGCUGCAGUGGUAUGCCGGCAGCUGGGCUUCAGGUACGCUCUGAAGGCGGCAAAGAACUCUGAGUUCGGGGAGGGGAAGGAUCUGCAGAUUCUACUGGACGAUGUUCAGUGUGAAGGCACAGAGUCCAACCUGCUGGACUGCAAACAUGCCGGCGUGGGGACACAUAACUGUGCCCAUUAUGAAGAUGCUGGUGUAAUCUGCGGCAAUUCACACUACGUUGAAAUUUAAAUUAAAUCUGGACCAAUUAUCAGCACAACAUUGCUACUUUGCAGAGUAAUAUUCCCAGCAGCUCCAAUUAAUUGCUUUUUAUUUCAUCACAAUUGAAAAAUAAGGUGGACAUCUUUGAACCAGGGCCUGACUGGUGAAUGCAAACUGUACAGUGGUUAUUCAUCAGAGAGCUUAAACUUUUUAAUUCAGUUUUAAAACAGUUUAAUUCAGAGGUUUGCAUUGAAAGUCUUUUCUUUUUACGUUAAGUGUAACCGUUUUGUUUCCUGGUGAACGUUCAAUGCCCACUGAAUGGAUGUAUAGGUGCAUUAUCAUGUUAUGCUCUUAGUAAAUCCUUUUAAUAAUCA
Molecule: messenger RNA, 2905 nt
Organism: Gasterosteus aculeatus aculeatus (three-spined stickleback)
Lineage: Eukaryota; Metazoa; Chordata; Actinopteri; Perciformes; Gasterosteidae
Gene: hhipl1
Product: HHIP-like 1
Cellular component (GO): membrane
Source: RefSeq, a predicted model, not a curated record